This is a messenger RNA of Naumovozyma castellii, 1776 nucleotides long. RefSeq lists its product as uncharacterized. NCBI's taxonomy places the organism in Eukaryota, Fungi, Ascomycota, Saccharomycetes, Saccharomycetales, Saccharomycetaceae. Bases 1 to 1776 code for a protein of 591 amino acids. The transcript has a single exon. The record is from RefSeq and is a predicted model, not a curated record.
AUGUCCGCAUUCUCUGAUAGUGACUCAGAGACAGAAGUCGUCUCCAGAAAUUUGUGUGGUGUCGUCGACAUCGGCUCCAAUGGUAUUAGAUUUAGUAUAUCUUCCAAGGCAGCUCAUCAUGCAAGGAUCAUGCCCUGUGUCUUUAAGGAUAGAGUGGGCAUUUCAUUGUAUGAGGUUCAAUAUUCGCCCGAUUCACUUGAGAAGAAACCAAUCCCAAAUGAAGUCAUACGAGAGAUUUGUGCGGCUAUGAAAAGAUUUAAGUUAAUUUGUGAGGAUUUUGGUGUCCCUGAAUCUAGUGUGAGAGUGUUGGCCACAGAGGCAACUACAAACGCCAUCAAUUGUCAGGAAUUGAUUGAGGCGAUAUACGAAUCUACAAAUUGGGAUGUAGAAUUGCUCUCGGGGGAAGAAGAGGGGAAACUCACCGCUUAUGGUGUGAUGUCUUCUUAUAACACUGUCAAUGGAUUAUAUAUUGAUUUGGGUGGUGCAUCCACUCAAUUAUCAUGGAUGAAAUGUGUCGAUGGUGAAAUUACACAAUGUGAAACUCCUGUCUCGUUGCCCUAUGGUGCAGGAACACUAACCAGAAGAUUAAAGGCGGAAGAUGCUAAUGCCUUGUUUAUGGAAAUUAAAAAUGCAUACAAGCUGGCUGUCGAAAGAAUUAAGAUUCCAGAGGAUAUGUUCAAAAAUGCAACAUUAAAGGGUGGAUUUAACUUAUUGGCCCGUGGUGGAGGACUUAGAGGCAUGGGUCAUUUGAUUUUAUCACAGACGCCAGAUUAUCCAAUCCAGACCAUUCUUAAUGGGUUUUCAUCGUCACAUAAUGAAUUCACUGCAAUGGCUGAUUAUUUAUUCUUGAAAGGGAAAAUUCCAGGCCCUAAGAAGGAAAAAAUAUUUAAAAUAUCAGAAAGAAGAGCAGAUCAGUUACCUGCGGUCGGGUUAUUAUUAAGUGCCAUGUUUGAAUCAUUACCAUAUAUUAAAUCUGUCUAUUUCAGUGAAGGUGGUGUAAGAGAAGGUACAUUAUAUUCCAUAUUACCUAGAGAAAUAAGAGGACAGGAUCCAUUGAUUAUUGCAUCAAGACCGUAUGCUCCAUUAUUAGUUGAUAAAUAUUCAGCCUUAUUGAUGACAGCAUUACCAGAAAAUGAUAUACCCGAAAUAAUAUACAAGAGAAUUGUCCCAGCAUUAGCUAACUUGGCGUUUGUUCAUGCAUCAUAUCCCAAGGAGCUACAACCAACGGCAGCUUUACAUAUUGCAACAAGAGGUAUUGUUGCAGGCUGUCAUGGGUUAUCUCAUGUAGCAAGAGCAUUGAUUGGUAUAGCACUUUGUAAUCGAUGGGGUGGCAAUAUCCCAGAGCAAGAAGAAAAAUAUAUGCAGGCUUUGGAGCAGGUAGUAUUACGUGAAGGGAAAUCGGAUUCGAAUCGAAUAGUAUGGUGGACAAAGUAUAUUGGAACAAUCAUGUAUGUCAUUUGUGGGGUACAUCCCGGUGGUAAUAUAAGAGACGAUGUAUUUGAUUUUUCUGUAUCUAAGAAAUCAUUGAAACAUGAAUUUAGAGAUCUAACUAUUGACGAAGCAUUAGCAUCUCCAUCCUCUCAUUCCAAGCCAAAUCAAUCAGAACAUUCAACAAAACAUGUAAGAGAAUUUGAAGUAGUAGUAAGGAUAAGCAAAGAUGACUUAAAGACAAGCGCAUCAGUCCGUUCCAGAAUUAUAACUUUACAAAAGAAGAUAAGAAAAUUGUCCCGAGGUAGUUCCGAAAAGGUGAGGAUUGGAGUACAGUUCCAUGAUUAA